This is a messenger RNA of Galendromus occidentalis (western predatory mite), 759 nucleotides long. RefSeq lists its product as uncharacterized. The transcript has a single exon. The record is from RefSeq and is a predicted model, not a curated record. NCBI's taxonomy places the organism in Eukaryota, Metazoa, Arthropoda, Arachnida, Mesostigmata, Phytoseiidae. Bases 1 to 759 code for a protein of 252 amino acids.
AUGUAUGUGUUCGAUAGAUCGAGUUCUGAUCAAACAUUGCAGUUCUGGCGUUGUCAGUUCAGAAAGAGUUGCAAGGUCCGCCUGCAUAGACUCAUCGCCACGGGUGAAGUCGUCGAUGUGUCCGGUACUCACAGUGAUCCUUCAGAUGCGGCCAGCGUGGAGAUUGCGAGCAGGCGGACGGCCUUGAAACGCCGUGCUGAAGAAACUCAGGAGUCACCGUCGCAAGUAAUCAACCAUAUUCAGAGUGGAGCGUCGCAAGCAGUGCAAAUGGAAUUCCCCUCCAAUCGGGUCCCCGCGAAAGUGGUGAACCGGGUCCGUAAGGCCUGCUCCAGCGCGCCGGCAUUGCCCGCCCAUCGCAGCCUUAUAGUUGUUCCAGACGAGUACGCAGUCUACGAGCCGACCCCGAACUCAUCGGAACGUUUCCUGCUUGGGGAUUCUGGUAUAGGCGACGACGGAAGAAUUCUUAUCUUCGGACGCGAAUUAGCUGCCACUUAUAUCGGACUGGUUGAGAAAAUUUACGUAGACGGAACUUUCAGCCUUGCCCCGAAGCUUUUCCAACAGGUCUUCGCAGUCCUGGCAGAGGGCUCUGGCUUUGUAGUUCCAGUGUGCUAUGCACUCUUGCCCAAUAAAAGUCAGGCGACGUGCACACGCAUGAUCCAGCUCCUCAAAGAGCAGUGGCCUCACUUCAGUCCGAGCCAAGUUUCGCUUGACUUCGAGCUGGGUCUCGUGCGCAUUCAGAACGGUUUUCCCGGAUGCUGA